Raphanus sativus (radish) is the source of this 773-nucleotide messenger RNA. RefSeq lists its product as uncharacterized. The record is from RefSeq and is a predicted model, not a curated record. Bases 73 to 588 code for a protein of 171 amino acids. Lineage: Eukaryota; Viridiplantae; Streptophyta; Magnoliopsida; Brassicales; Brassicaceae. The transcript has 3 exons.
GUGAAAGAAUCCUUCUUCUUCGUCGUCUUCUCCCCCGAUCAUCUCAAGUUUCUCCGGCGAGGAUCAAGAAGAAUGGAUAGAAGUGAAAUUAUCAAUCAGUUCUUGAAGUUACGUGAGUCUUUUGCAAAGAAAGAUUACAAACUCUGGGUGGAUCUCUGGCCCGCUUUCGAAAUGAACUUUAAAGACUUCGUGGGAAGGCAUGGGAGUACACCUCUCCCUGACCCUGACUAUGACUUUUUUGAGGGGUUUGAGCCCACUGAUACAGAAGAAUUAGUAGCAGAGUUUGCAAGCGCUUCAUUACUACUACCUUCUCCUGUUAACAAGGCCCCACCACCACCACCUGUUAAUGAUUCAGCAGCAGCACCAGAUGGUAUAUCUCAACGACUCUCUGAAGCGCAUAGACUAGCUGAAGAAGCAUUUGUCAUGGUCAACACAUUGUCCCUCGAUGGUUCCAUCAGGCUCAACAGAGACUCGGUUGCACAUCUAGAAGGCUGUCAAACCAAUAUCACAGCAGCAACAGAAGCUCUACAAUUGGCGACUAAUCUUCUUUCAGAAGCCCGAAGUAUAUCAAGCAAGAUGAGUCGUUAACUGAUCUUCUAAGUGAUUUGUGAUUUGUGAUUUGUCUCUAUCUGGUGUAAUAUUUGACUUCACUGGCUAUCGUAUAGUUGACACAUCUAGUGUAAUAUUGACCGAAAGAACGUUUUGAAUCCGGCUACUCUCUUAACAUUUUGCUUUGGGUUUGUACAUAUAUUCACUUCUAUCUGUUACCAUUU